This is a messenger RNA of Meleagris gallopavo (turkey), 611 nucleotides long. NCBI's taxonomy places the organism in Eukaryota, Metazoa, Chordata, Aves, Galliformes, Phasianidae. The record is from RefSeq and is a predicted model, not a curated record.
CACAAGCAUCUGGUGAACACGUGGGUGUCUGAAGAGCCUGGGCAUGCAAAGCCAAAGGAUUUGCCAUACAAGCUGGAAAGUCUAGCAAGUGAACACCCACAGCCUGCGAGAGUGUUAACAGUUGAUAUCUAUCUUAGAAAAACAGACGAACUCCUUAAUGAACCCGUGACUGUUAUAUCGGAAGAAAACUGUGGUGACUCAGACACAAUGGAUAAGAAAUCUUCUAGUAAAAGAUCUGGGAAAAGGAGAAAAUCUCAGUCAUCUAGUGACAUUCCAAAUGGAGAGAGAAACCAGACUGAGAAUACUGCAAGAGAAGAUUCUGUUUUUGAGGAUGAUGCAUCUUCUGAGGGGUUUCCAGACAAGGUAAUAACCUCAGAAAGAAAACUGAAGUCUCCUCAACAGACUCCUGAACGGAAUUCCUUUUCUUCAAGUAAUAAUCCAGACCUAAAAGCUCACAAAGGCACGUCCAAGACUGAAGCUGACAAAGGUAAACAACAAGCUUCAACCACAACCCCUGCAAGAAGAAGAUCUUAUAAAAAGAAUCAGUUGGAUGCUGUUCCUACUUCCCCCACUGGUUUGAAGAGUCAGAUGAAAGAUUAUUCUUCAAAAAG